This is a messenger RNA of Coffea arabica (coffee), 1215 nucleotides long. The record is from RefSeq and is a predicted model, not a curated record. Lineage: Eukaryota; Viridiplantae; Streptophyta; Magnoliopsida; Gentianales; Rubiaceae.
AUGCUGUAUCAUUGUAACUUGCUUAGCUUGGCCAGCAAAUUUAGGAAUUUGGAACUCAGACAUAUUCCCCGCACUCGUAAUGCCUUUGCUGAUGCUUUAGCUACUCUGUUUUCGAUGAUCCAACAUCCAGAUGAAUUGGUGAUUGAUCCUAUACAGAUUCAACUUCAAAAUAGGCCGGCGAACUGUCUGGUUACGGAAAGGGUCACCGAUGGUUGUUCCUGGUACGAUGAUAUUAAGGAAUUCAUGAAAACGGGAUCUUACUCUCCUGAUACUGAUUCUGUUGCAAAAAGUUUCUUACGCAGAAUGUCAUCAAGAUUCUUCUUGAAUGGAGAAGUGCUAUACAAGAAAACAUCUGAUUUGGGUCUUUUGAGAUGCAUCAAUGAAGAGGAAACCGAUUAUAUAAUGAAGGAAGUGCAUAGUGGGGUUUAUGGGUCACACAUGAAUGGACAUCUAUUGGCUAAGAAGAUCAUGAGAACAAGAUAUUUUUGGCUUACCAUGGAGCAUGACUCUAUAGAUUUUGUUAGAAAGUAUGUUAAGUGUCAAAUGCAUGGUGAUGUUAUACGUGCCUCUCCUAUAGAAUUGCAUAGUAUGACUGCUCCAUGGCCAUGUUCGAUCUGGGGAAUGGAUGUGAUCGGAACUAUUGAUCCUCCUGCUUCAAAUGGGCAUCGAUUCAUCUUAGUAGAGAUUGAAUAUUUUACCAAGUGGGUUGAGGCCGCAUCCUAUAAGCAUGUGACUAAGAAAGUGGUGUCGGAUUUCUUAAGAAAUAAUAUCAUCUGUCGUUUUGGGGCACCAGAGACGUUGAUCACUAACAAUACCAAGAACCUCAAUAAUGAUAUGGUGGAUGGAUUAUGUGAACAGUUCAAGAUUAGACAUCGAAAUUCGGUCGUUUACAAGCCUCAGAUGAAUGGAGCCGUGGAAGCUGCAAAUAAAAAUUUGAAAAAGAUUAUUCGUAAGAUGACUGAAGCGCACCGGGAUUGGCAUGAGAAGCUGCCUUAUGCACUAAUGGCGUACAGAACUACCAUCAAAACUUCUACUGGUGCAACUCUUUACUCUCUUAUGUAUGGAAUGGAAGCAGUCCAGCCUGCAGAAGUUGAAAUUCCUUCCUUGCGCAUUCUGAUGGAGGCUCAGAUAGAAGAAGCUGAAUGGGUCAGAGAACGUCAGGAGCAGUUGUCUCUGAUUGAUGAAAAGAGGUUGAAUGCCGUGUGUCAUGGAUAA